GUGCAUAGUACAGAGACAGUUGUGCGACGGUAUUCUAGCAUGUGGAAUGGAGUGCGAUAAUAAGAUGUGAGGAAUGGCCAGUUACGUGAGGUUGGUGGGCAGACUGGUCCACAACCUGGUGGCCCGGGUUGGCGAAGACCUGGCCGACUGCGCUGUCUUCUGUCGCCGGGGUCUGGUCUACAAACUGCGCAGCUUCAGGCUGAGAUAUGACGACGUGGGACCGAGCGGAGUACAGGAGUUCUAUCUACUUCCAGAGCAAUUGGCAUUGCUUGUGGAAAGUGUCCAGAACAAGCCUUGGUUUUGUGAGCUUGACCGCAAAGCAGCACAGGAUCUCGUACAUAGUGGAGGUCCCGGUUGUUUUGUAGUCCGGCCCUCUGCCUCCACCCGGUCCCUCACUCUCACAAUCUGGUUCCAUCAUCGGGCAUACAACAUACUCAUCCGCCAGAGGGAGGAUGGUCUGCUAGCCCUAGGGUCCAAGAAGGACCAGGAAAUGACAUUUCGCUCAGUGGAAGAGAUGGUACGCCACUACGAGAUAGAGCCACUCAUCUUGUACAGUGGAGGGGAGCUGACAGGACGGACUAGACUAAGAGCUCCACCUCCAGGGCUAGUUGGAGGUCGCGCUUCAGCUUCCGGCAGCUCAGACGGACUACGCAGGAGUUCCAAUGGCUCGGAGCAAUCCCGACGUUCCAGCUCGGCAUGUUUGCGAACCACUGGAAACUGUGAUGUGCCUUUCAGUUCUACAACAGUCAAAAGAGAUCUUCCCAUUGCUGGUGUUGAUAUUGCAAAACCCAUCCAGAGACAUUGUAGUUUGAGAAAGUGUUCCUCAGCAGGGAAAGAAAUUGUUGAGGGAGACAUCACUCCAGAGGUUUCUACACGGAUGAAAGACAAAUGUGUGGAUUCUACCUUUUCAACGUCAAAUGCACACCAGAGGACAAAACGUUCAUCAGUUCCUGGGAGGGCUGUGCCUUCUCUCAGCUUGCCUUUGACCAAUGAUCCUAAUUUUGACUCUACAUGCUUGUGAAUACAACAAAUGGACCUUCCUAUGUAAUCACAUGUAAAUUUACU
This is a messenger RNA of Macrosteles quadrilineatus (aster leafhopper), 1065 nucleotides long. RefSeq lists its product as uncharacterized. NCBI's taxonomy places the organism in Eukaryota, Metazoa, Arthropoda, Insecta, Hemiptera, Cicadellidae. The record is from RefSeq and is a predicted model, not a curated record. The transcript has 5 exons. Gene Ontology annotation, biological process: cell surface receptor protein tyrosine kinase signaling pathway; intracellular signal transduction. The coding region runs from base 74 to 1021 and encodes 315 amino acids.